CGUUAUGUCGAUGGCACGUUCGACACGGAGUACUUCACUACUAUAAUAAAUACUUUUACGAGAGGCAUUCAUUAUAAAAGCAAGAGUAUGACAAUACAAUUUGUCGACACCGCUGUUCUUCCUGAUAUAGAUGAAUACAGCAACCUCGACCCCUGUCAUAUCAUAGAAACCCAUAGCUGUAUGCUCGUUUACUCCGUCACAUCCAGGGCAUCCUUCAACAUGAUUGAGGUUAUUUAUAAAAAGUUGAAAGACAACAGGGGUGUCUCGAUUCCUUGUGUGAUUGUUGGUAAUAAGAGCGACCUGGAACAUCAACGGAAAGUCACUGCUGAGGAGGCCAGAAAGCUUGCAGAGAAGCUGCGCUGCUCCUUUCAGGAGGCGAGUGUAAAAACCAACACAAAUACAACGAGUGCAUUUAAACUUUUAUUUGAACAAAUUAAAGACAUUUGA
Lasiosphaeria miniovina is the source of this 447-nucleotide messenger RNA. RefSeq names its product GTP-binding protein of the ras family. Gene Ontology annotation, cellular component: plasma membrane. Gene Ontology annotation, molecular function: GTP binding; GTPase activity; GDP binding. The record is from RefSeq and is a predicted model, not a curated record. The transcript has a single exon. NCBI's taxonomy places the organism in Eukaryota, Fungi, Ascomycota, Sordariomycetes, Sordariales, Lasiosphaeriaceae. Gene Ontology annotation, biological process: small GTPase-mediated signal transduction. The annotation marks the transcript as partial.